Akanthomyces muscarius is the source of this 657-nucleotide messenger RNA. RefSeq lists its product as uncharacterized. Lineage: Eukaryota; Fungi; Ascomycota; Sordariomycetes; Hypocreales; Cordycipitaceae. The record is from RefSeq and is a predicted model, not a curated record. The transcript has a single exon. The coding region runs from base 1 to 657 and encodes 218 amino acids.
AUGACCAUAUACUACGAAUUUCCUGAACAGCUCGCUGAGAAAUGGUCCAACGCAGGACUCUCCGAAGAACGCUCACGAAGCGCCUCGCGCAACCCGUCCAGCCGCGGCGAUGUGCCACCCAAGCAAGGCCUGGAGACCGGGUUCAUCUCGCUCAAGCUUUCCAACAUGCCAAAAGACGUCACGAUUCAGCAAAUCUGGAAAGCAUUUUCGCCAAAAGGCAGCAUACAUCUCAUCGAGAUUUUUGAUCCCAGCCCUAGAGAGACAACAGCCACUGGGAGAAUCGACUUUGAGCCACGGCCGAAGAACAAUUUCUGGCAGAACAGGCGGAUCGACGUUGCUUUGCCAGGCCACGAAAAUCCAGUCACAUUCAAUGUCGGAGUACGGCAUGAGGCUGUGCAUAGCACCGAGGAGCAACGCAGCUUGCCCGUCAUUUCAAUGCAGCUCAAGUCGCUGGACUUUGGGAGCUUGCUAAACGAGGAUACCAUGGUGAUUGGGGAAACAAUCAACUCGAUGGAAGAUGGCGAUCUCUCGCUGGACUUGAACACCCGCCGCGGAGAGGUUACCAUUCAUUUUCGGUUUCCGGAGAAGCAAAACCUGAUCUCGCGGAAGAGACAGUACAAACUCGUCACCCCUCUUUCCGCCAUCAAGAAGGUCUAG